Molecule: messenger RNA, 1454 nt
Organism: Sphaerulina musiva SO2202
Lineage: Eukaryota; Fungi; Ascomycota; Dothideomycetes; Mycosphaerellales; Mycosphaerellaceae
Exons: 2
Coding region: 14-1180 (388 amino acids)
Biological process (GO): negative regulation of transcription by RNA polymerase II; chromatin remodeling; DNA repair
Cellular component (GO): Swr1 complex; NuA4 histone acetyltransferase complex
Molecular function (GO): transcription corepressor activity
Source: RefSeq, a predicted model, not a curated record
GUCCGCGUACACGAUGCAGCGAAUACGAAAAGCAGCGAAAUGGACGCAGCAAGACCGGCGAUGGCGGCGAGUAGACGCGACUAAUCCUCUUCCCGACUACAGCAAAUACAACGUCAAAGCCGACAUACCAGAAUACGAUGAAGCAACCUACGAACAGCACCUGCAACACGAUGACUGGACCAAAGCAGAAACGGACUAUUUGGUCGAAUUGUAUCAGGACUGCAACGGCAAGUGGCCAGUCAUAUGGGAUCACUAUGAAUUUGAGGAUAAGACGCGCAGCAUGGAGGAGUUGAAGGCACGCUUCUACAAAAUAUCCGCACAACUGCUGCAAUUGAGAACGCCCAUUCAGUCCAUGGGUACCUCUGAAUUCGAGCUUUACACCACACUCAACACGUUUGAUCCCGCCAAGGAGGAGUCACGGAAGAGUCUCGCCAAGGGUCAUCUGUAUCGCAAGGCGAAUGAGGUGGACGAGGAGACGGUCUUGCUCGCUGAAUUGCAGCGCAUCAUGCUCAAUCAGGCUACGCUCGAUGCUCAGAGGGAGGAACUGAGAAGACGGUUGGAUUACCCACAUGCAGCCACCAACGGAUACCAGUAUUCCACUUCACAGGCGCUUACUCAGUUGUGGCAGCAGUUGCUUCAGCAAGAUCGUAUGAAGAAGAAUCCACGUCUUAAGGCUACUGGAAACCCCAACUACGAUGGCUUUGUGCAAUCAGGCGGUAUGCAACCCCCCCAAUCCGCUCGAGGUCCACGGGACAGCACAGCCGGCCUCUCAGACGUCGGAGGCUCUACUCGCGAUCGCCGUGGGACCAGAGGCGAAUCCAUCAGCGGAAACGCCCCUCACACGCCCGGACACCAACUCCCCGUCUCCCUUUCCCCCGCCGAUCAAACUCGCAUGGGCGUCGUAAUUCUCCCUCCCGAAUCCAAAACUUCCGGCGGAAUCAGUUUCGCUUCCGAUCGACUCACCAAGCCCCGAGUAGCAAAAAGUUCCGUACAAUCAGAAAAAAUCGCCACAAUCCUCUCUGUCGCGGGCGUUCCAGAGGUCAUACCAUUACCCACGCCGAGCGUCGUGGAGGCUUUUGAGGUGAUUAUGAGUAAAGUGCACACGUUGAUGGAUAUGAGAAAAUUGGGAGAAAAGGAUGAAUUGGAACUCAAGGUCAGGAGAUCUGAAAGUCAAUCGUGAGAACGGCACGCACGCACGUUUUCCCGCAAAAAUGUUUUUCUUUUUUCUUCUUCUUUCUUUUUUUCUUUCUUUUUUUCUUUCUUUUCUUUAACGAGUGGUUUGAUGGUUUUUCUUUGGGGUUGGAAUUGCAUUCAUGUUAUUAGCGAGGCGCUGGACGGUCACGGAAGGAGAGAGAGAGAGAGAGAGCUUGCUACACUGUAGUUGAGCUGAAGCCCUCUGCUCUGCUCUGCUCUGCUCUUACGCGGUCACACAAUGAGAAAAGUUAAUCAAUGAA